CGCGAAGAAAAAAAGUGGGCACAGCUGUGGGUUGACUGGGUUGGGAACGUUUUGACAAAAAAGUCAAGACUUCUUCUCUGUAAGCAGAUCUGUACCCUUUUCUUCUUCACAAGUCUUCGUCUCUGAAUCCCUAAAUCUUCUCAGCUUUAGAGACGACCCAGUUAAUGGAUUACUCCUCUGGUUCCUGAUCCUCGUCUGAGAAAAGAGUUUACACAGUUUGCAUCCUGUGAAUGUAAACAAGGUGAAAUGGAAGAGGGAGAACUGCAACCUGAUCCUUAUCCAUUAUCCCCUACAGAGACUGCAAUUGAAAAUAAGGCACCUCUUGGGCUGGAUUCAUUCAUGAAGGAGCUUGAUAAUGACGAUCAGAUGAACAUUAAAGAAUUAGAGGAUGAUAAAAAUAUAUUACCUGCUGAAAAGGUUGAAUUUGAAGAGAGACAGUCAGAAAAUGCUCGUGAUGUGAAUGAAGAUACUGAUUUACCCGAUGGACAUAAUGGUUCUUUGGGGAAUAGUGAAAAUAGAGAUGAUAGGACUGUGAAAGAAAUGGAUGAAUGUGACAAGGUCAUUAAGAAUUACGAGGAAAGCAGCUGUUCUAAGCAAGAAGUUCAUGUCAUGGUUUCUGAGCAAUAUCCACCAUCCAGAAAAUCAGAUGAGAAGGUCAUGUAUCUUGAAGCAAUGUCAGAACACACCAAGUUGUCUAAUGUAGAUGAGGGUUUGAACAAAGUAGCUGGACCCUCUGAAGCUGUGUUGUCUCUUGCGCAGGAGAAUGGAAUCCAAGCUGUCAUGGAAAAGGGUAAAAAUGUUAGCAUUUCACCCUUCAUGGUUACAAAUUUGAAGAAAAAUGCUUUGGUGUUUGAAGGUGAGUCAAACUUUGAUAUAGAAACACCUGGUGCAAGAGGUCUUGAUUUGUUUUCAUUUGGUCCUGUAAUAAAAAACAAUAAAACAGAUCAAUUAGGCACCUGCAAGGCCAAAAAUGAGAAGCUUUUGGAUGUGGAAACUCUUGAUCUCUCUCUUAGUUUGCCGAAUGUAUUAUUCCCCAUCGGGGCAAAUGCAGCAGAACAUCCUACUUCUCCAACUCAAGCUAGGAGCUUCCAAUCCUAUGAUAGUUCAUUCCGCACAAACUCUGAUGGGUUCACCAUGUCUAUGUCCUUCUCAGGAUCACAGCAGUUCACCCACAACCCCAGCUGUUCUUUGACACACAAUUCAAUUGAUUAUGAGCAAUCUGUUAAAAGCAGACCCCUAUUUCAAGGCGUAGAUUGGCAAAACCUUGCUUUAAACGAGCAGAAGAGCACUGAACUUCAAAUUUCUCAAACUGUCUUAUCAAAUGGUGUUGCUUUUCAACGACAGUCUCAAUCUUCUCAAGGGAAUUCAACCGGUCAAGCUGUAGAGAUCAAGCACCCUAGUGUUGUAGAAGGAAAGUCUAAAACAUCUGCUGUGCUAGAUCAUCAAAUGAGUUUUAAUAGGCGGGAUGUUGGAUCAUAUGAAACUGGAGGUCUAGAUUAUGCUAAAGACAAGAAGAAGCACAUCUUAAUGGAGAAAGAUAACAGUUUUUUAUACAGAUCCAAUCAUUCUGAUGGUAAAGAACAAACAUUAACAAUGGGAUUAGACUUUAUUGAAUCAGUUAUAACAACAAUGGUCUCUGAACCGUUUCAUGUGACUUCCAGGAGAUUUAGUGAAAUGCCUGGUCAGCAUCUGGUAUCGUUGAAAGAGUAUGUCAAUGACAUUAUCUCUAAUCCUGGUAAGCAUUGGCAACUAACUGCUCUUCGAAAAGCACUUAACAAAAGGACAGAUGCUACCUUGGAAACACUAAUGAAUAUUCACCGGACUCAAUUGGAGAUAUUGGUAUCUCUGAAAACUGGCCUUCAAGAAUCUCUACAGCAAAGUUAUGACGUCUCUUCAUCUGAAUUGGCGGAGAUAUAUCUGAACUUGAGGUGUAGAAAUGCCACGUGUCGAAGUCUCCUUCCUGUGGAUGAUUGUGACUGUAAAAUUUGUUCACAGAAAAUAGGUUUCUGCAGUGCAUGCAUGUGUCUCGUGUGUUCCAAGUUUGACAUGGCUUCUAACACAUGCAGUUGGGUUGGGUGCGAUGUGUGUCUGCAUUGGUGUCAUGCGGAUUGUGGGCUCCGUGAAUCUUUUAUCAGGAACGGGCAAAGUGCAUCUGGGGCCCUCCAGGGUGGUAUGGUGGAGAUGCAGUUUCAUUGUGUUGCAUGUGAUCAUCCUUCUGAGAUGUUUGGCUUUGUCAAAGAAGUUUUUAUGAACUUUGCCAAGGACUGGACUGGAGAAACACUCUCCAAGGAACUUGAAUACGUAAGGAGAAUUUUCUUUGCCAGUGAAGAUGUUAGAGGGAAGCGGUUACAUGAGAUUGCUAUUCAGAUGCUGACUAAGUUAUCGGUUAAGGUUGGCCUUCAAGAAGUUAAAGACCAAAUCAUGCAUUUCUUUUCUGAAACAGAAUCAACAAGGUCUGUAAAUGUGCCUACCCUCCCAAGAAAGGAGUUAGAAACUACAAACCGGGAGGUGAAUAAUAGAACAGUUGAAUCUAGUUAUAGACAUACGUGGUCGAAAAGUCAUGUUUCAGACAAACGCCCUCAGUUGGAUAAGUUAGCAGAUUUACAGUCUAAAUAUGAGUCUCAUCAGAGGGAGAAGGCGGCUUUGAACUCAGAUUUGAGCAUGAGUAAAAUGAUUCCAAAAGAGCCAGUUUUUGAUGAGCUGGAUAGCAUUGUGAAAAUCAAGCAGGCGGAGACCCAAAUGUUUCAAUUGCGGGCUGAUGAUGCGAGAAGAGAAUCUGAAGCAUUGAAACGAAUAGCCGUUACAAAGAGAGAAAGGGUUGAAGAAGAAUUCAGCUGCCGGAUCACAAAGCUGCGUUUGGCUGAGGCGGAGGAAAUGCGGAAACAAAAGUGGGAUGAGCUCCAAACACUAGAAAGAUCAUAUCACGACUAUUUCAACAUGAAGAUGAGGAUGGAAUCAGACAUCAAAGAUCUGUUAUUGAAAAUGGAAGCUACUAGAAGGAAUCUAUCAAUUUGACUAUUGUUUGUUACUUGUUAGUAGUUUGUACUUUAGCUUUCUUUUAUUUAUUCAUUAUGCUGACCAGAAUUUGUACAGACGGAGGUUGUGACUCGUGAUACACUGUUUGUAAUUCCAAUCCCAUUCUAUAGCUGAAAAUGUUCAUUGAGAGUUUGAGACCCGUGUUUUUCUCUAAGUGGGAUUCCAAUUUCCAAAUUAUAAUAGGAGUUUGCAAA
Cuscuta epithymum is the source of this 3230-nucleotide messenger RNA. The record is from the annotation of a GenBank genome assembly. Lineage: Eukaryota; Viridiplantae; Streptophyta; Magnoliopsida; Solanales; Convolvulaceae.